UACGUAACGUUGCAGGACCGAAGCAGUUCCGCUGCCUAGUGUGUACGCGGCGAGCCAGUCCUGGCGCCGCCCGCUCGGCUCUUUUAGCGCCAGCGAUAGCGGUCCGGACGCCGCAUGAACAUGGACUCCGCCGGCCAAGAUAUCAACCUGAAUUCUCCUAACAAAGGUCUGCUGUCUGAUUCCAUGACCGAUGUCCCUGUCGACACAGGUGUGGCUGCCCGGACUCCUGCUGUUGAGGGUCUGACAGAGGCUGAGGAGGAGGAGCUCAGGGCUGAGCUGACAAAGGUGGAAGAGGAAAUUGUUACUCUACGCCAGGUCCUGGCAGCCAAGGAGAGGCAUUGCGGAGAGCUCAAGAGGAGGCUGGGCCUCUCCACCCUGGGGGGCUUGAAACAGAACCUGUCCAGGAGCUGGCAUGAUAUGCAGGUCUCUAACGCCUAUGUGAAAACUUCUGAGAAACUUGGAGAGUGGAAUGAGAAGGUGACCCAGUCAGACCUCUACAAGAAGACUCAGGAAACCCUUUCACAGGCGGGACAGAAGACUUCAGCUGCCCUGUCCACAGUGGGCUCUGCCAUCAGCAGGAAGCUUGGAGACAUGAGGGCUCAUCCGUUCUCACACUCCUUUAGCAGCUACUCCAUCCGCCACUCAAUAAGUAUGCCAGCCAUGAGGAACUCUGCAACCUUCAAGUCAUUUGAGGACCGAGUUGGGACCAUAAAGUCUAAGGUUGUGGGUGACAGAGAGAAUGGCAGUGACAGCCUCCCUUCCUCAGCGGGGAGCAGUGACAAGCCUCUGUCGGAUCCCGCACCUUUCUAAGCCUGAGGUUGCUUCGCCUACCGCAGAGCACACGCAGCACACCCUCAGCAACGCAGCCGCAGCUCUGCGCAGCCAGCCAGGCGGAUGAGCAGAGCUGGCUUGGAGGACAGUCCUGCCCAUCCACAGGGAGAUGUAGCUGCUGCGUUCGCAUGAAUUAGAGAACACAGUCUUGUACACAGACAUUUUACACUAAAGUUUAUAAUGAAGCAGAUCACUGCUGUGUCCUUCCUAGGGGUGCAGGAAGUGGAUGGGGUGGAGGCUUUCAGAGGAUUGAGCCAAAACCCAGGCUCCCUUUGGGAAUCUUGCUAGCCCAUCAGAAUGUUGAAGAAUUGAAGAGUCCUAAGCAUAAAAUAAGUGGCAUUUUCUGACCCCUUCCUCCUCCUCCUUCCCUGACUCUCAGAAGGAAUGCAAUAACCCAGCAAGUCCUACCUGCCGCAAUUUUUUGAUCUCAAAAUGCUAAACCAGAAAACUGUUUUGAGACCCCCCCCAGAAAGGAAACUGAUCAGCAGCAGCUGCCUAACUGUUCCACUAAUCUAGCUUUAACAGAAGCAAAUUCAUUAUUUUUUGAAUGCAGUGGACUUUUCAAGAAUUAAAAUUAGGCAAAGCAGCUUUAGCCUCAUAGAGAAUAUUAUUUCUUCAGACUCAAGCUGAAAUACAAGCCUUACAUUGCCUUAUGCUUUAUUUCUUUGUAAUUUUUAUAUGUAUAUAGGUGAGGGUUCCUUAAUGGUUUUGAGCACAGUGGGCAAUUUUACACCUAGCCUGCGUGGCAGCCUGUUCAGUUGGGUGUUUUAUUUCAUGCACACUCCAUCCCAGUUUACAAAACCUGCCUAUCUUCUCAACCUUGUCUGCUCCCACUGGCUGCCCCGCUCUGCCCCAAAGAGCUUAAGCUGCUGGGGAUGGGAGGGGCCAAGAGAAGGAAAAGCUUGUCUUUAGCACCCUUUAAAAAAGCUGUGCCCCUUCACAGUGCUGCCUCUGCAUGGGCCUGGCCCGGCUGGCUGGCACUCGUCAGUGACUCCAGCCGGCCUGUUUGAUGCACUUGGGAUGAAACGACCCCACAGGUCAGAUGGAGGGUGGGGCAUGGUCAUCAGCCAGGAUUGCUGUCGCCUUUUCUCAUGAGCUACAAAGAUCUCUUGUUUUUAAGCGGUCAGACCCCGACAGCUUCUCUCACACCGGGGCCCCGCGUGUCGGGUGGCAUGGUCUGCAGGGGCAGCUCUGUGCCUUAGUGGCUCUUGGAAGGAUGAUGAGGGCUUGCCUGCUGUGUACACGGCUCUACCACUCCUGGGGGGAAGGGCUGCUCAGCUUAAGGUGCUCUACUUGUAGAGCUUGUGUCCUCUGACAGUCGUGUCCCCAGACAGUUCAGACACCCUUGGGGACGGCACUCCACACACGGUAAAGACGCAGGGGCUGGGGAACCCCAGCCCUAGGUGCCCUUUGUCCAGGGUUAAAAUCAGCCUGUGGGAUGUGGUGAGAAGGUGGGCUGCACAGGUGUAACUGAUGUAUCUUUUCCCUAAAGUUGUAAUAAUGGGUAAUUUGUCAAUAAAGCAUUCCUUGGAGGAAAGUC
Molecule: messenger RNA, 2371 nt
Organism: Callithrix jacchus (white-tufted-ear marmoset)
Lineage: Eukaryota; Metazoa; Chordata; Mammalia; Primates; Cebidae
Gene: TPD52L2
Product: TPD52 like 2
Cellular component (GO): cytoplasm
Source: RefSeq, a predicted model, not a curated record